Acanthosepion pharaonis is the source of this 591-nucleotide messenger RNA. The record is from the annotation of a GenBank genome assembly. Lineage: Eukaryota; Metazoa; Mollusca; Cephalopoda; Sepiida; Sepiidae.
AUGUUAAAAAUAUCUAUCUAUCUAUCUAUCUAUCUAUCUAUCUAUCUAUCUCAGUGUAUUCGUAUCUAUCUAUCUAUCUAUCUAUCUCAAUCUGUUCGUAUCUAUCUAUCUAUCUAUUUGACUCUGGGCAUAUCUAUCUAUCUAUCUAUCUAUCAAUCUUACGGUUUAUCUAAAAAUAAAUUUUCAUUAUUAUCAAUCUAUCUAUUUAUCUAUCUAUCUAUCUAUCUAUCCAGAAAUCAUGGCAAAUCCUAUCUAUUUAUUCUAUCUAUCUAUCUAUAUCUUUCUAUCUAUCUAUCUAUCUCACCAAUCGAUUUAUUUAAUGAAUCGAAAUCUAUCUAUCUUCUACUAUCUAGUUAUCAAAGUCUGUUAUUAUCAUUAAAAACAUUUAUCUAUCUUUCUAUCUAUGGUAUCUAUCUAAAUAUCUAUCUAUCCCAUUCAUUACAAAUAUCAUCUGCAAAAAUCCAUUCUUCUAAUAAAUCUAUCUAUCUAUCUAUUAUUUUCGUAGACAUGAAAUUUCAUCUAUCUAUCUAUCUAUCUAUCUAUCUAUCUAUCUAUCUAUCUUUUAUGAUCUCUGCGUGGGUGUAUUUCUGA